Messenger RNA from Zymoseptoria tritici IPO323, 192 nucleotides. RefSeq lists its product as uncharacterized. The annotation marks the transcript as partial. The transcript has a single exon. NCBI's taxonomy places the organism in Eukaryota, Fungi, Ascomycota, Dothideomycetes, Mycosphaerellales, Mycosphaerellaceae. The record is from RefSeq and is a predicted model, not a curated record.
AUUCCGUCAGUCGAUCUGUUGCUGACUUUAGACAUCCUACCCGACAGCAAAACAUACGUUCACCGCGUCGGUCGUACCGCGCGAGCAGGAAAGUCCGGCGUAGCUAUCUCGGUCGUGACGCAGUACGAUAUUGAGAUUUACCAGCGGAUCGAGAAGGCACUGGGCAAGGGACUCGAGCAGCAUCCUACUGAG